AUGGAUUUCGGUGACUGGGCGGCACCGAUCGUCGCAGUACGGAAGCCAAACGGAACCGUCCGUAUAUAUGCCGACUUCAAGACUGGUCUCAACAACGUCCUUGAGUCGAACCAGUAUUCAUUACCACUGCACGAGGGUAUUUUCCCGAAGCUGGACAUCUUUUUAGUAAUAUUGACAUCCCACGCUAGAUACGCGUGGGUAGAGGUGAAUCCAACCAGCCAACCGCUACUCACCAUAAAAACUCACAAAGGCCUCUUCCAAUUCCUGUGCCUAUCACCCGGCAUCAAGCCAACUCCGGGUGCGUUCCAACAAUUGAUGGAUACAAGGGCUCAAUUGUACUGUUGGUUACUUCGACGACAUUUUGGUUGA
Wyeomyia smithii (pitcher-plant mosquito) is the source of this 369-nucleotide messenger RNA. RefSeq lists its product as uncharacterized. The transcript has a single exon. Bases 1 to 369 code for a protein of 122 amino acids. NCBI's taxonomy places the organism in Eukaryota, Metazoa, Arthropoda, Insecta, Diptera, Culicidae. The record is from RefSeq and is a predicted model, not a curated record.